This is a messenger RNA of Lindgomyces ingoldianus, 2919 nucleotides long. RefSeq lists its product as uncharacterized. Lineage: Eukaryota; Fungi; Ascomycota; Dothideomycetes; Pleosporales; Lindgomycetaceae. The coding region runs from base 1 to 2919 and encodes 972 amino acids. The record is from RefSeq and is a predicted model, not a curated record. The transcript has 21 exons.
AUGAUAUUCGUCUGGUUUCCGCGUCUCGCCGUUGCGGAGACAGCCAGCUUCCAGCUUCCUGGUAAUACGGAUACUGCACUGGCACUGGCAAGAAAGUCACCCUGGAAGUUGCCGUCCAGGGCCAUGCUACCAAAAGCCAGUCUAACCAGGAGACAAGUUUGCGUGAUGCCAGCUCACAGAUCACAGAGAGACGGCUCUGCCCUCCAGGAAGGUCACGAUUCUGCAACUCACCCGUCUCACACCGGUACUUUUCCCAACUCGUCUGGACACUGGCUUCUCCGGGGAUAUAUCGAGAGCGAGCAUUGCGGGUACUCUGGCCCGUCAAAUCAGGUCAGUGCAGGCGCAAAGCAGAAUGAGCACGGUCUUCAGAAAAGCGAGGUGACUGGCGCAAUGUUUCAUUGUUUCAUGUGGGCUCAUGCUUUCGGGAUUAGAGCGUUGGUUUUUUUUUUGGCAUUGGCUUCGUUUGCUUUUGUGCCGAGAUUGAUAGGAGGAUGGGUGUGGCUAGGCUAUCAUGGCCAGCUGGAGCAACUAGGUUGCAGCGAAGGGUCGUUGAUGAGCGAUCACUACGAUCAUGCGGGGGUAACUAGUCCAACAGUCUUGGAAGUGUGGAAACGCAACGGACGGCAUAUUCCAUAUUUCGUGCCUCUAAUGGUGGUUGAUGACGAUGCAACUGACGAUGCUGAUGUGGUUUCUAGCGAAACGUCGUUUCAAGCUUCGAGCGUUGCAGUUGCUAACGUAGACUAUUUGCCAUGUACUGGGCUCUCUGUGGAAUCUGUGCACGUUCGGAGUGCAGCGAAUGCCAGAUGGCAUGCUUUGCUGAAGUCAUGUGAUGUGACUUUCAUGCUCCAGCUUGUUUGGGGCUGGUGUUAUAUUGCGCGAAUCUUUAGGGAGCGGGAGAAAGUGUUGGGUGCAACUAGCCUGCCACUAGACUUGGUAAUCCUUUUUCCAAAAGUAUAUCAACAUACGAGUUUUAUCUCUUCUGUGUGCCGGCUUAUGCUCCGCGCAAAAGAACCACCAAUGACGGAACAGCUAUGUUUUGACUUUAUUUUUUUUCUCUCUUCAAACUCAAAUACUAUGACUGUGCCUCGUCACUUAGCUCGGAGCACUUUCAGCACAUCAGAGGGCAUACGGAAUCCAUCUGCUCUCUGCCACCCCGGUCAGUAUCAGGCCUCUAAACGCCCAUUGCUUGUCCAAUUUGCUGCACUUCCAACGGGCCCUUGCAGAGCGCAAACGGGCCGAACGGGCGAAGCUGCACAUCCUGGGCUCGUACGGGUAGUCAGUAUUGAUGCUUUGAUGCUCAGAGAGUCUCAGCUGAGGCAAGUCGCAACUAUUUUCAUCUCGCAUUACCGGGUUAGGAGGCUCUCCCAUUUCAUGGCAAUGAAACCGUUUCAUUGCAAUAUUGCCUUCAUGCCCCAAAGUAUAAUUCGAUAUUCAUGCGAUGCGGUGUUUCUCAUCAGCUCCAUCAGCCUUCAUUUCGCAGAAACGACCAAAAGAGCAUUGGAAACCCACCACCACACCCAGUUCCCCGCAGCGGAAGUGGCGUUUCAUGCGUUUGAGCGUGGAGGUGGGCGUGGAGAAGCCCACCCUGGAGAUCUUCUAAAACAGGAAAUACAUCUCCGGGGCUGCCGUUUGCCCGGCUUUCCAUGCGAACUGAGUCGGAGAAUAUUCAUUCAUGUAAAAAUCUACCACCAUUCUGGUGUUGUUGCUGUGUGGAUACCUGAGGCAGCGGUUCGGCCCCUGAUUAUCAUUUCCAUGGGGAAAAGCACAUGGCAAGGAAACCGGAGGGAAGAGUCAGGGAUCAUGGGGUUCGCUGAAGAUGAGGGAAACGGGUUGGAACGAGUGAGUGAGACCUAUCGGUUCCUGCAUCAAGCCUCUCGCUCGCCUGGCACGCGAACGUUUAGUUUCUUUCGAAAGGCGAGAGACGGACGCCAAACGAAAAACUGGUUUCUUUCCGCGAUUGAUGACGUGUGGCGUAUUUCUCCUCAGAAGCGCAUAUUUUCUUCUUUCAUGGCAGGUACAUCCCUGGGGUCCCGUAUCUACAAAAUCAUGAACCUUAAUGGCUUUUCUGCUCAUUUGAUGAGCCAGAGACUUGGAUUAGUGCGCAGGCUCUGCAUGAGGUCAUCUGAACGUUCGGACGCUUGUUUUUUAAAUCUGAAACAUUGUUUCUUGUCGCCAUAUCUGCAGUGUGGGGCAUGGCAACCAAACCUUGAAGUCUGGAACCAUAAGGCGCUGAUACGAGGCGAGGAGGGGAGCAAGCAGUUUCGGAAUGUGGGGUUGUGCAUGGAAGAUGGCGAUGGAUCGGAUGGGGAUGUCAUGAUCUCGACAUUGGAGACGAAGUUUGGCCUAAUUUACUUGGAGGAAGUUACUCAAGUUCAUAUUACCUCGCCGAGAACUGUCAAGGUCACCCAUCUCUCAAUGGCAGAUGAGUACCAUAGUAUGCAUCUCAAUGGUGCUCCGGCUUUCCUCCGAACAAGCUCUCCACCAAUAUCCAAGACCAAGGGCUCGAUCCAUCUUCAUGACACACAACCAACACCAUACGAUUCAGAAUACUACCCCAUGUCUUGUGCAACCUUUCCAGAAUCCGGCUCCUUCAACGCCUCAUUCUCCGAAGUCAGACAUGCGUCCGGUCGUAACGAUUCGAAGGAGGCAAAGAAUCCUCUGGAAGGCCUCACUUUCUAUUAUGUUGCUUCCACUAACAAAGACCACUCUAAUGACAUGCGUCCGGAGUGCCCGAGCUUCUUGUUACGCACAGGAAGGUACAUUCAGAAACUGCCCAGCAGCCAGAUUCCAACUAACCACAUCCACGUACCGCAAAUCCGAAGCUUUAAAAUGUGGUUCAUUCUGCUCCAUCCUAACACGGCAUUCCUGCAGCAGGGCAACGGUCAACGCGCCAAAAUGAACCAGAUCCUCCGCAAAUAG